Diabrotica balteata is the source of this 1869-nucleotide messenger RNA. Lineage: Eukaryota; Metazoa; Arthropoda; Insecta; Coleoptera; Chrysomelidae. The record is from the annotation of a GenBank genome assembly.
AUAGCUAAGUAAUUGUACGAAUUGUGUUAAUAUAAAACCGAGAUUAGCCAGACCAAGCAAUUACUGUCGGCACAAUGGGUGAAAUUGUAGAACGCAGAAUGGAAUCAAUGUCUGAAGAAAUACUAGAAAUGCGCAGACUUAAACUAUUCUCGAUACUAGAAACGAAGGAAAUUAUAAAAAAACGAAAAGCUUUCGAAUGCAAGCUUAAUGGCGUAGAGAAAAAUUUACAACAUUUUAAGGAUUACAUAGAUUAUGAACUCUCCUUAUUAAAAGACAUAAAAUUAAGAAGAAAGAAAUUGAAAAUAUCUGAAAAGAAAAAUAAAAUAGAAAUAAGAAUACUAAAAAAUAUAAAAAGUCGAUAUGAAAUAGCCUUACAGAGAUUUACAAAUGAAAUGAAUCUUCAUCUUGAAUAUUUCAAAUUUUGUAGAGAGUAUAACUUUCAUCAAGCUGCAUAUUUAUGUGUUCAGAAUAUGAUUAAAGCUUAUGCACAUGUUCCUGAUAUUUGGCAAGUUGCAGCAGCCUGGUAUGCCUCUAGUGAUACUAAACAAUCUUUGGCUCUGAUACAUAAAGGUAUUACAAUUCAUCCCAGUUCCCAAACAUUACAAUUAGAAGCUAUUCAAUUAGAGCUCUUACAAAGACAAAAAAAUCAGUGGCCCAGUGAUACGCAAGGGGAUACCCUAGAUGAGGCUUAUUACAAAAAAAUAGAACAAUAUAUUGACGCUAUAGAGAAGAAUAUUCAUGACUUUGCUUGUUUAACUGGUAUAUUGAAUAUAUUAGAUCCUCAUAGCUUUACGAAAAAUAUUCAGCACAGAAUUAUAGAAUUGUUAAUGUCUAAAUAUUCUAAUGAACCAGAUGUAUGGCAUUUUUUGGCAGAAAGAGAACUUAAUGGAAAGCACUAUCCUUUGCCAGAUGAACUUAGAACUUCAACAAAAUUUAAAUUACAAAGGUCCAUAGAUAAAUAUGAACUCGGAUUAAAAAAAGUUAGUACUGAAAAAAAAGUUGUAUUGUGGAAAUAUUACCUAGAUUUUUUGAUAGAAGUAAAUGAACAGAAAGAUAUAUCAAACCAUAUGAUUAAGACUACUUUAAAGGAAAAAUUUGAAAAAGCUAAAAGGGAUUCAGUAUUGAAUGAAAGGUACUAUUUGAAUUGGGCAAAAUUGUAUACAGUGGAAUCAGACAUGUUGAAAAUCAUUGAGGAUGGUUUAAUUGCUUUUCCUAAUUCAGUGGAACUGUGGAAAAUGAAGUUAAGAUGCAUGAUAAUGCGAGAUGACACAAAAGCAUUAAAUGUAGAAUUUAAAAAGGCACAUAUGACACUCAAAGAAAAAGCUACUCCACUCUGGAUAAUUCUUAUAAAAUACCAUGUCUUGUCUUCCUCAGAAAAAGUUGUUGAAACUGUCUACAGAGAUGCUGUACAGCAACACGGAUCAAUAGCUAAUGAAUUCAAGGCUGAUUUUCUUGAAUGGACUGCCAUGAAUAAAGGUAUCGAAGAUGCAAGAAAGGUUUACCAAGACUUAGCCCUGCUAUCUCCAUUUUGUAAGGAUUUGCAUAUAAAAAUGGCUAAACUUGAAGAGAUAGAACUAGUUUGUAGUAUCAAACACCUGGAACGCCCUCUUAGUCUAUUGUGCGAGCAGUUUGGAAAAGAUGAUCCGGAUUCUUGGAUAGUCUUAAGAGAUUGUUACUUAAAUCAUCAAAAGCAGUUUGAAGAAGCUAAUCCAACGUUUAAUAUUAAUACCAAACUUGCUCAAAUUAGAACAAAGGCUCUUCAAGCUAUAGGAGGUAAUGGACCAGCUGUAACUGAAUUUUUAGAAAAAUAUGAUAGUGCUUCAUUCAAUUCAUAAAUUUCAUAAACAAGGAAUAAAUUUUUAAAGUUGU